Pristis pectinata (smalltooth sawfish) is the source of this 1495-nucleotide messenger RNA. It is a transcript of the gene stx18, whose product is annotated as syntaxin 18. Gene Ontology annotation, cellular component: SNARE complex; membrane; endoplasmic reticulum. The coding region runs from base 13 to 1002 and encodes 329 amino acids. Gene Ontology annotation, biological process: intracellular protein transport; retrograde vesicle-mediated transport, Golgi to endoplasmic reticulum. The record is from RefSeq and is a predicted model, not a curated record. Gene Ontology annotation, molecular function: SNAP receptor activity. Lineage: Eukaryota; Metazoa; Chordata; Chondrichthyes; Rhinopristiformes; Pristidae. The transcript is spliced from 11 exons.
UCGGAUGAGAACAUGGCAGCGGACAUCACGCUGCUGUUUCGAGCGAGUGUGAAAACGGUGAAAACUCGGAACAAGGCGAUCGGCGUCAACGCUGAGCCGGUCAAGGAGGACAUCCUGAGGAAGGGCAGGACCAGGGCGGAGUUUAGCGCCCGAGCACGGGAAGUGCUCACCAACAUUACCAAAUUGAAAGAUUUUCUGUUGGAGCAUAGAAAAGAUUACAUCAAUGUCACCAGUUUUGGAAUGUCAGAGUAUUCUCGCAUGACAGACACUGAACGUGACCAGAUUGACCAGGAUGCCCAGAUUUUUAUGAGAACGUGCUCUGAUGCUAUCCAACAGCUGAAGGCAGAAGCAAUCAAGAAUGUGAGUUCUCCCCAAGUAAAGGAACAUCGAGAAGGUGUUUUAGACCUGCUUGAAGCUUACCUGAAAAAUGUUUGUAAAGUGUACUCUGAACAAAGGGCAAUUCGAGUCAAACGUGUGGUGGAUAAGAAAAGAUUGUCAAGACUUGAGCCUGAACAGCAUAGCAACAAGAUGUCAGUUUCAGCUUCAGAGGGGAUUCCUCCCACUGGGUGUGAUAGUUCAGAGGAAUUAGUCUUAAAAGAAGAAAGCAAUGGAAAAAUCUUUCCAGAGCCAGAGGAUAAUUUGGGUCUUUGGGAUGAUGCAAAGGGUGAUGAACUUUCACCUGAAGAAAUACAAAUGUUUGAACAGGAAAACCAGCGCCUUGUCAGUGAGAUGAAUAGCCUGGUGGAUGAAGUGAGGCAAAUUGAAGGAAAAGUGGUUGAAAUCUCCAGACUUCAAGAAAUUUUUACGGACAAAGUGCUGCAACAGGAAAAAGAGAUAGACAGCAUUCAUGAACUAGUUGUGGGUACAACCGAAAACGUUAAGGAAGGGAAUGAAGACAUAAGAGAGGCAAUCAAAAAUAAUGCUGGAUUUCGUGUCUGGAUCCUCUUCUUCCUAGUGAUGUGCUCAUUCUCUCUGCUUUUCUUGGACUGGUAUGACAGUUAGCAGAUGGUGAUAGCCAAGGGUUCCUAUUUUGCUGCAUUUAUUAUGACCUGACAGGAUUUAUUGAAGUUAAUAACAUACAUCUUGUCACAAGAGAAUGCCUAAUACAAAAGAGACAUCUCAAAUCUGCAUUUGCACUGCAGUGCAGCAUGAUUUUGCAAUAUUAUUUAAUAUGUUUGUAACUCGGGUAUUUAGUAACAAACUUAAGUGAUCCGCUCAAAAAAAAUUCUGCUAGAAAGCUGAAAUACAUGUUUUUUUUGUCACACGUAGAUCAUAUAUUGUUUUUAUGUCAAAUAAUGUUGAUUUAUAAUUCUAAGACCUUGAAAUAAACCAAUGAAUAGAAACAUCAUCAAGUAACGCUCACUUGUUCGAUUUUUCGAUGUAGUGUUUCUAAUGCCAGAACUACAGUGCUGUCGUGAUGAAAUAAAUACAAACUUUUGGUUUCUUAAAUAUGUAUUUGUCAUUAAAGUCUUUAAUAAAAGUAAUAUGAAAUUGC